Messenger RNA from Anas platyrhynchos (mallard), 1263 nucleotides. NCBI's taxonomy places the organism in Eukaryota, Metazoa, Chordata, Aves, Anseriformes, Anatidae. The record is from RefSeq and is a predicted model, not a curated record.
AUGCCCACGUUCCGCCUGGCCAGGAACCUCGUCGUCACCCACAGCCUCACCGCCAACAAGGAGUACCUGCCAGGCCACAAGGAGCUGGAGCCCCUCCACUACCCCGAGGUGGCCGCCCAAAUCUGCCUGUCCUCGCAGAGGGUGGAGAGCUGCAUCCAGGGCACCACGUCCCUCAUCUCUCGCUGCGUGGGGAAGGGGGAGAACAUCGCCCUGGUCCUGAGGGACGUGGGGGUGCUCCUCAUCGAAGGCACGAGGGUGGAAAUGAAAUUCUAUUCCGACUUCCUGCAGAAGCUGUCCGGGAAGGAGAACCUUCAAAAAGCCUUUUUCAAGGUCCCCCAGCUGAUGGACGUGGUGGUGUCCCGGGGGGCACCCUUGGCCUCCCUGACCUUCUCUGGCCGUGUCAUCGUCUUCCCCGAGUUUGAGAUGGAGAGCAUGCCCAAAAAAACGCCCCAGGAGCACUCCAAGGAGAAGAAAGAAGGGGCUUUUCCUCUUCUUGGCCAAGCUGGGGGAAGAAAAGCAGCUGCUGGUUCCCUUCGAAGGGACGGGGAACCGACUCCUGGCAAAGGUCUCGGGCUUCCUUCCCUUGCCCCCACGGGGUCGACAGAAGAAGCAGCCCUGAAGGGGGAGGCGCAGAAGGCAGGGAAGGCUCCCUUGAGGCUGCCGGCCAUCCCGGGGACUCCUCGCAAGGCCGAAAAAUCGUCACCCAAAGGCAAAACGGGACAGGCAAAGACACCCGGAGCCUCGAGGCAGAGAGCAGGAAGAGGAGCGGGGAUGUUUCCCCCCUGCGUGGGGGAAAACCCGGCAGCCAAAAAGCCCCCCCGGCCCCCGGGACCCACAGAGCUGUCCUUCCCCGUGAUAAGCGUCUCAUCACCGGCCAGCUCGGAGGCCAGCCUCCCCGAGGAGCCCCCCUACAACGUCUACAGGCUGCAGCCCCCGGGAAAAGAGGGGGCAGAAAGGUUAAAAAACAGGCCCGAAACCUUCUGGACGGUGCUAAAAGAACCUCAGAAGAAGGCGUUAUCCGUGAACGGCACCAACAGCACCCGCCCGGUGGCACCCGCGCCCCGAAAACCCGUGUCAGCCCAACCCAAACCGCCAAAAACUGGGCCGGGGCUCUCCGUUUUGUGGCCCCGGCCACCCUAAACUUCGGGCUUUGAGCGCCCGACCCAGCGAGGAGGCCAUCGGAGUUGGCAAAAAGAGAUUUCCAUCGUUCUUCCUGACACGAUUGCCUCAGGAAGGAGGUGGAGGAAAACACGAUGGAAUCCC